AUAGACUUAUUUGUCAAUUUAUCUGUAAAAAUAAAUUGGAUCUUUCAAAACUCUCUCGUCAGCGCCCGUCACCAAUCCACCAACCGCCAUGGCAAUAGCAGUCCAGUCCACAAGGACUUGUUGAGAGUACAGUCGUACCGUACUAACUGUGUUGUCUUUUCUUGUCUUGUCUUGUCGAGUAAGGCACAAUGGGUUCCGAUGCUAAUGCUGAUGACGAUGAUGACGGUGAUGACGGUGAGAGAAGGGAAGAAGAACUCGAAGCUUUGUUUGCCGUGUACGGAGACAAGUUGGUGUUGGGCGAUCUCAACGAUGAUGAAUUGUCCAAGCAUCGCAAUGGUCCCUGGAAGAUUCGCGUGGCGAACAAGGUGACUCUGGAGCUGUUGCUGCCAGUACACUAUCCUAGUCGAGAAGCUCCCACUCCACGCAUCCAUGCUCCCUAUCACAUUCUCAAUGCCACAGACGCACGCGCCAUGCAACAAGAACUAAUAGACAUGUACUCUCCAGACACAGAAGUCGCCAUUUUGUGGGCUGAGCAUUGUCGAACGGCUCUUCAAUUGGACGACGAGCAAUUUGAACUGGACGUGGAAACUGAAGUUGAAAAUGAAGAAGAAAAUCCACCCAACAAUUCUGCAGCAGCGGAAGGCACUCGCGCAUUCUAUCCAUCCAGUGCCAAAUUUGGACAAACCAUUCGGAGAUUUGACACGUCAACCGUCCUCAAUGACAAAAAUCAAAGAACCAUUUUUCACGGAGCUCCAUUUCAUCCUCCCAAGUCAGGACCGGCCGAAUUGUUCAUUGCCCACGUCGCAUCGGUAGAAAGCAUGGCUCAUGUGGAGUGGGUGUUGGCUGAAUUGCUUUUCAACGACAAAAAAGUAGCUAAAGCAUCUCACAAUAUGAUGGCCUAUCGAUUUGUCGAAGCUUCCACGGGAUGCGAAGUCAGUGACAAUGACGAUGAUGGAGAAAAGGGAAGUGGCGCCAAACUAGCCGCUCUACUCGAUUUGUCAAAUGCAAAUAAUGUCAUUGUCGUCGUGUCACGAUGGUACGGAGGCGUGCAUUUGGGACCGGCCAGAUUCAAAUACAUUGCCAGUACAGCAAGAGACGUUUUGGAGGAACAUGGAUUCUUGCCGAAAAAGAAAUGAAUCGAAUCGAAAUGAAUGAAAUGCAAUUGGCAUGCACAGUACUUUCAAACAGUUGCAGCUCCACAUCAACCUCAAAGCGGGACAGUUGGAGCGGUUCAAGUCCACCAAGUAUCCACUUCAACAAGUGAAGCCCGUUUUGCUGUUCUCCAAUAAGUCGCUUGGAGAAAACAGUUCAUCCAUCGAGGUCUACCUCAGCUCCAACAUGAGGAUGCAACAUGCUAAAACCAGCUGGCUUUGGGGCGCAUUGAAUAAGUUUGGUCAAAUUGGUUCGCAACGUUUUGGGGGCCUCUUGAACCCAUUCCUCCAUGUCAAUUGUACCAUUGCCGUCAGUGUCCGCUCGCUUGAAGAUUCCUUGCACCUGCUUCUCUUGCAGCCACUCAAAACCCAACGAUUGAAACGCCGCUUGGAGUUCAUCCUUGCUAAUGGUCCCGUCAUUGUUCGCGUCUGCUACUCGAAAGAGGGCUCGCAGGACGGCGUCUCCAAAACGGGAAUCCGAAGUAUCCACAAAGCUACCAAUGACGUUGGAAUGCACUGAAAUUGCCUUGCCACGGAGUUUAUUGAGGUUUUCAUCGCCCAUCACCUCCUUCAUGAAAACCACCAAUGGAGAAAAGACUCCUUCCUUGUGAUUAUUCUUCGGUGCGGCCUUCUUGGGGGCUGGGGUCUUUGCAGCCUUUUCUGCUGCUGACUCGGUCGCCUCCUGAGCUGUUGCUUGUGUCACAAUUGGUUCCGCACUGGCAACGGUCUCUUCCUCUGCCUUCGUUCCAACCUCCGCAGUAAGCUGGGAUUCGUAGAGUCUUGUCGCUGAUGUUCUAGGUGAUGGAACAAUUCUUGGAAAGGAAGAAUGCUGCACGUUCAGUGUACCGAUAGACGGAGUGAAUGCCGCACUGGUUGCCAACAUGACGGCCACGGUCAGGACUUGUGUGGUGAAACGAACCAUUGUAUUAUCUUCAAAGUUUCUCUGCUAUUUCUUGUUGGAGUGUCAACUCUAUCGUCUUUAAUUUGUGUACAAUAAGAGAACUGAACUAGCCAGUGAGCUAGAAUGCAAUUUGCUCU
Seminavis robusta is the source of this 2189-nucleotide messenger RNA. The record is from the annotation of a GenBank genome assembly. Lineage: Eukaryota; Bacillariophyta; Bacillariophyceae; Naviculales; Naviculaceae.